Molecule: messenger RNA, 2273 nt
Organism: Columba livia (rock pigeon)
Lineage: Eukaryota; Metazoa; Chordata; Aves; Columbiformes; Columbidae
Gene: SERHL2
Product: serine hydrolase like 2
Exons: 12
Coding region: 376-1287 (303 amino acids)
Source: RefSeq, a predicted model, not a curated record
GCGGGCCGGGGCGCAGCGUGCGGGCGGCGCGGGGAGCGGGGCCGGGGCGGCCGCCAGCAGCCGCGGCGCUCCGGGGGCUGCUCGCGGCGCCGGGCAGGGGUCGGCCUCCGGGCAGCCCUUCCCCUGGACACGGGCCAGCUGCUCCAGGGCGCCCUGAGGAGAAAGCCGGGGUGUAGCGGCCCUUCCCGCCCGCCUGGCGAGGCCCCUACCCCGGAACCGGGGACACUCGGGGCCGGAGCGCCGGCGGAGGCAGCCGGGCUCAGCCGGCAGCCCCGGUCGCCAGGCAGAGCUCUGGGCCAUUAACAAGAUCCCUGGGACCUACUCUGAGCACGUGGCUCUCCAAGGGGCAUCACUUGUGAGCACUUUAUUUUGGGCAUGUUCUCAGAGUUGAAGUUCCCUGUGCCCUGGGGCCAUGUGGCAGCCAAGGCCUGGGGACCCUCUGAUGGACACCCUGUGCUGUGCUUGCACGGCUGGCUGGACAACGCCAACACCUUUGACAAGCUCAUUCCACUGCUUCCCAGAGAUUACUAUUAUGUGGCAAUGGAUUUUUCUGGCCAUGGUUGGUCAUCCCACCGACCUGCAGGCUCCCCUUACCAUUUUCUGGAUUACGUGAGCGAUGUGCGCCGGGUGGUGGCAGCCUUGCAGUGGAGACGGUUCACCCUGAUGGGUCACAGUAUGGGUGGGUCUGUGGCAGGAAUGUUCUGUUUCCUUUAUCCUGAGAUGGUGGACAAGUUGAUCCUGCUGGAAAAUCUUGGCUUUCUGCUAGCUCCAGAGGACACUGAGGCGUGGCUGAAAUCAAAACGGAUCAUGAUUGACAGAUUACUGAGUCUAGAGGCAAAGCAGCAAACUCCCAAAGCACGCAGCCCUGAAGCAGCAUUGCAGAGGCUCUUAGAAGCAAACAGACAUCUGACAGCAGAGAGUGGGGCAAUCCUGCUGCAGCGAGGAGCAACUGAGACACCCGCUGGGCUGGUGUAUAACAGAGACAUGAGAGCCCGUACGCAGAGUCAAGAGUUCUUCACGGUGGAGCAGUGCCUGAAGCUCCUGCGGAAGAUUCAGGACCGUGUUCUCAUCAUCGUAGCACGAGAUGGACUCUUGGUACCGCGCAAGCUAGACCACAGCAAUCACUAUGUGAAAGCCCUGCAGGAGGCAUUCGAGUCUACUCUCAAAGAGCACAUCCAGCUCAUAGAGGUGCCUGGGACUCAUUUUGUGCAUCUGAACGAGCCUGAGGUGGUGUCUGGGAUCAUCAGCAACUUCCUGACAGCGCAGAACGCCAGAGCCAGGCUCUAGGAAGCCCUCACUGCUGCUGCAGUCCAGGAGAACAGGGAGCUCAAAGUUGCCUCUGGAGAAAUCAUCACCAUUCCUACCUCAUAUCCAACAUCAGCUUCAUUAUACCCUUCCCUAAGACUCACCUCACUGUCACUGCAGGGCGGAAACAAGCCUGCUGGGGGUUCCCUGGAGGAGAGCUGAGCAGAGUAUCUCAGUUGUCAAAGGGAAAAAUGAAUCCCUCCUCCACUUGCAGCUCUGGGAGUGUGGGGAUAGAUGCCCUGAGCGGCCUUGCCUUUGCUCCCUCCUAACUUGCACCCUGAAAUGGAACAGGAAUGCAGGCAGGGGAAUCCUCUGUAGGAGCAGCCCCAGCUGUAGCACUGUGAGACACUUGGCUCGUGUCACCUCCUCCCUGAGGCUGGUGUGACCCACCUCCUUAGACCUACUGAAAAAAAACCAAGAAAGCAUUCUGCUUCUCUCCGUGGGUGUCUGAGCUCAGAGGGCCUCAGUGUCUGUUCUCCUCUGAGAGCUGCUGCUUGUUUAAAAACCUGCUCAAAUAAGAGCUCACCUGGGCAUAGAAGGUAAUUUCAAUGAACUCUGAGAGAAGGAAUCACUAAUCCUCUAGCUGAGGCAGCUGGAGAACUACUAAUAAUGGAAAAGGUGGCAGAGAUUAUUUCUGUCCUAGAUAAAGAUUAAUCUCCCAGUGUUAACUCUGUCUUCUUGACUGUAUAGGAGAGUGAACAUUCUUUCUUUUGGGUUGUAGCUACAACUCCAGUCUUCAGAUUUUUACAUGCAUUCUGCUUUAGAUGUGUCAUAUUAAGGAUCCAUCUGUCUCCUUAGUUAAACUGAUGCAAAAACAUAACAGAAACAAUCGUACCCGGCAGUCUCACCCUGCAAUGGAGGGUAAAUGCGUUUUAACUCAGUUCUGUGGAAAUUACCAGCAUUUCCACCUAAAACUUGCACUGAAACCCAUAUCAAGGCUGCAGACAGUAAAAUAAGUGUGUACAACC